Molecule: messenger RNA, 874 nt
Organism: Trichomonas vaginalis G3
Lineage: Eukaryota; Parabasalia; Trichomonadida; Trichomonadidae
Product: keratin-associated protein family
Exons: 1
Source: RefSeq, a predicted model, not a curated record
AUGUAUGACAACAUCUCUGAUUUCACAAGAUAUGAUGACGACCAUGACCCCGAACAUGGUGAAGAAGAAGUUUUACAAACAUCCAUUAAGACAGGAAAGGUUUUAACUCAAAGUCUCAUUAUUGACACCAAAGAUGGCGAAGUGGACGUUCUUCAAGAGCUGAAGAAAAAUACUUCUUCGGGAGGUGGUGGUAGGCAUGAACUUGAAAUAAAUGAGAUAGAAGAGAAAUUAGCCGAAAAAGCAGAUAAAGAACAUAAACACAAUAUCUCCGAUAUAAAUGAACUUCAAGCUACAUUAAAUAGUAAAGCGGACAAAAAUGAACUUGACGCAAUGAACAAAGUUUUGAAAUCUCAUAAACACAACAUCUCCGAUAUAAAUGAACUUCAAGCUACAUUAAAUAGUAAAGCGGACAAGAACCAUGUUCAUUAUAUAACUUCAGACGAACAGAUUAUAACGGACUACCAUGGAUAUUUAACACGAAGUGAUGAAGCGAAGACAAAAAAUGUUAAUGAAAGAAGAUAUAAAUACAUUCGUGCUAAAGGUUAUGACAUAAGCUGUACUGUACAGUAUGAUGUAGCUAAAGCACCAGAAGCAUUUGGUUAUACCGGUGAAAUUUAUGCCUCUACUUUCAAUGUUAACGGUGUAUUAGUUGAACCAAGAUUUAUGUUAAGAGUUAAGGCAAAAAUAACGUUUGAAGAUGCUAUUAAAAGUAAAGCUGACAAAGUUGAACUCGAAGCAACGAACAAAGUUUUGAAAUCUCAUAAACACAACAUCUCCGAUAUAAAUGAACUUCAAGCUACAUUAGACAGUAAAGCUGACAAGAACCAUACACAUAAAUCCUUCACUACUGUUAGAGCAGACGACAUAAUAUUGA